Molecule: messenger RNA, 1985 nt
Organism: Linum trigynum
Lineage: Eukaryota; Viridiplantae; Streptophyta; Magnoliopsida; Malpighiales; Linaceae
Source: the annotation of a GenBank genome assembly
GAUGGGGUCAGUCAGGUUAGUUUGUUUGAUUUGUCCGUUUGGAAUUUGGUUUGUAACCUGUACUCUCCUCAAAUCAGUGAAAUUUGUUCCCCCCUGCCCGUGGAUUAGCUUGCACACAUUGUGUUAGUGAACCACGUUAAAUUUGUGUUCGUUCGUGUUGGUUUGGAUUAUCGAUUGCACGCUUCUGUUCUGACAAGCGGUAUCAGAGCCUUUGGUUGCGAUUUUGGGAAUUUGGCGCUGGACUGAAGUUUUGCUUUGUGGAGUUUGGUUGGAGUUUGUUUGAUAGUAAGAAUGGCUGCUAUCAGUAUGAAGAUUGAGAAGUUUACAGGAAGAAAUAGUUUCAGUUUGUGGCAAAAUCAAGAUGCAAGCACUGUUGAAACAACAGGGUUUGUGGGCUCCGUUGUCUGAAAAAUCGAAGAAGAAAAGCAUAGAUGAAGAAGAGUGGAUUACUUUGGAGGAGCAAGCUCACUCUACAAUCUUGCUUUGUUUGGCUGAUGACAUCAUCACUGAGGUUGCUGCUGAGAAGACUGCUGCGGGUUUGUGGUUGAAGCUUGAAAGUCUAUACAUGACAAAGCCUUUAACCAACAAGUUGCAUAUGAAGCAACGUUUGUUCAGUUUGCGUAUGGAGGAAGAUACGUCUCUCAGGAAUCAUCUAGAUCAACUCAUUACUAUCUUGCUAGAUCUGCGGAAUAUUGAUGUUAAAAUAGAUGAUGAGGAUGCUGCCUUAAUUCUGUUAGUAUCUUUGCCACAGUCAUAUGAGAAUUUUGUGGAUUCUUUUAUUGCUAGGAAAGAUAGUUUGUCUUUGGAAGAUGUCAGAUCUGCUCUACAUACUAGAGAGGUUCGACAUAAGGCGUCUGGUUCUGAUUCGAAAAAUCAGGCAUCUGGGUUGGCUGCUACGAGUAGUAGGAGACAACAAUCUGAUAAUAGGAAGGCGAAUACAAAUUCGAAUUCUGCUGGUUUGAAGGAUGAUAUCUAUCAUUACUGCAAGGAGAAAGGACAUUGGAAAUUUGAUUGUCCUAAACUGAAGAAAUAUCAGGAGAAGAAGGAAUCAUCUGCUGCUGUGGCGGAAGAAACUAACUCUGAUUCUGAAGAUGGAUUAGCCUUAGCAGUGAAUGAACAGGUACAUCAUCAGGAUGUGUGGUAUUUAGAUACUGCAGCUGAUUAUCAUAUGUGUCCAAGCAGGGAGUGUUUUUCAACUUAUGAGCAGAUAGAUGGAGGACAUGUUUCUAUAGCCAAUGGUGUUAUCUGUAAGAUUGUUGGAAGAGGCUCCGUCAGGAUGAGGACACAUGAUGGUUCUGUUCGCACCUUGAACAAUGUUAGGCAUAUUCCAGAAAUGACUAAGAAGCUGAUAUCUUUGAGUUUACUCGACAGCAAGGGUUUCAACUUCAAAUGUAAAGGUGGAGUGUUGUCUGUCUACAAGGAUUCUAAGGUGAUUUUGAAAGGUGUCAAGCGGGGUGCCUUGUAUAAUCUACAAGGUUCCGUUUUGACAUGUUCUGUUGGUGAUAAGUGCACCAAGUUGGUUCUGAAUGGCAAGUCUCAAUAUGGGUUGGACUUGCCGAAUGGUUUGAGUUAUUGACCGCCCUUAGGGGCAUUUGAAGGCAGGGGAGAUUCUGGUACAACUGAUUUGGAGGAGUUUGGAUACGUCUGGCAAUUUUGAUUGCAUCUAGUUUGGCGAUUUUGCAUCGCGUUUGAGUUUGGCGGUUUCGAUCGUAUUUGGAUACGUCUGGCGAUAUGUAUCGCGGUUGGGUACAUUUGGCAACUUUGGUUGCGUCUGGUAUAUUUGGUAUUUGAGAGAGAAUUCAAGUCAAGGUGGAGAUUGUUAGAAUAUGACUUGAAUUUGAUUUGGAUUUGUUUUGUGUUUUAGGCCUAUUCUGUUUGGGUUUGGGAUUAGGUUUUGUUUGACCUUUUCCUUGUAUGUUUGGGAAAAGGUGUUUGGUUUUCUGUUUGGGAUUAGGAGAAGAGUUCUAUAAAUACUCUUCAUCACU